Pristis pectinata (smalltooth sawfish) is the source of this 867-nucleotide messenger RNA. RefSeq names its product erythroferrone-like. Gene Ontology annotation, molecular function: hormone activity. Lineage: Eukaryota; Metazoa; Chordata; Chondrichthyes; Rhinopristiformes; Pristidae. The transcript is spliced from 8 exons. Bases 1 to 867 code for a protein of 288 amino acids. The record is from RefSeq and is a predicted model, not a curated record. Gene Ontology annotation, biological process: negative regulation of gluconeogenesis; positive regulation of insulin receptor signaling pathway; positive regulation of D-glucose import across plasma membrane.
AUGGGGCGGAAACCUCUACCAACCGAGAAAGGUCUGGACCAAAUAAUAAACGUACCAGAUAGCCAGCAGCAGCUACUGGAUUUGCCUGUGGACCCACGCGAUAGCUGGCUUCUGUUUGUGGAGCACUCAGAGAAGGGAGUCAAUGAAAGGAAGAGGAACAAAGGAAGAGCAUGUAAAACACAGCAUGGUCUUCCAGGUCCACCAGGCCCCCCUGGACCUCAGGGACCUCCAGGGGCUGUUGUCACACAUGAAGUGCUCCUGAAAGAAUUCAAAGAGAUGCUAAAAGAAGUGGUUGAAGAAAGAAAUAGGAUUGCUUUGCAGGAAAAGUGCCAGGAAUGUCCAGGGAUUCAGGACAGUCUUGCCUAUCAUCCCCUGUUACCCAGGGAGAUGGGACAAUAUCACAGGCUGGAAGCAGCCUUUCACUGCAAGCUAAAGGAUGACCUUGUGAUGAGCAGAAAAAGUCUGAGGGAGCUGCAGAACUUUCAUAUCCCUGAGAAGGACGGUAUGUUUCUGCGAGGAAUUGGCCUGAAUCUGACCAGCGGCCAGUACGUGGCCCCAGUGGCCGGGUUUUAUCAGUUCUCCGCCAACCUCCAUAUCGAACACAGAGAGCAUCAAAGAAGAAGGCACAAUAGGCCUCAAGAUAAUAUCCGAAUUCUCAUCUGCAUUGAAUCUCUAUGUCAGCACAAUGUGUCCCUGGAAACUGUCAAUGGCCUGGGUAGCAACAGUCAUAUAUUUACCGUAUUUGUCAGUGGCGCCCUCUAUCUGCAGGCCAUGCAGUACAUCUCCAUCUUUGCUGACAACAGAUCGGGUUCCACCAUUACCAUUCAAAGUGGCUCGGAUUUCACAGGGAUCUUGCUUGGCACGUAG